Messenger RNA from Equus caballus (horse), 3212 nucleotides. Lineage: Eukaryota; Metazoa; Chordata; Mammalia; Perissodactyla; Equidae. The record is from RefSeq and is a predicted model, not a curated record.
UGAGGUGGUCCACCUUGGGCACCAGCGUGAGGACCACGGCUCGGGGUGCCCUGGAGCCUCGGGCAAGGCGGGGCCUGGGGUCACUGCCUCCCCUCGGACGCAGGCCUCGGAAAAGCUCUGCAGGCAGGUUGUUCAUCAUCCUCGCCUUGACUGCAAGGAAAUGGUGCCAAGGGCCCGAGUGGCUGACUCCAGUCCUGGGCUGUGGGGCCCAGGCCCAGGCACCCUGCACCGCCCGACACUUUCACCCCCAGCUCGAGAAUUUGUCCUCGGUGUGUGCAACCUGCCAGGGGAAGCAUGGUGGCCUUGCAGGGCCAGCCUCUAUACAGGCUGCUCCCACCUGGCCCUCAAGCCCAGAGAACCAGCCGCCUGCCCUCUGCCUCAACCCAGCAGCCGGGUGCCUGCAGGCCUGAGACUGUCCCAAGCCUCCUGGGGGCCCAGUGACCAUGGGCUCUGUGAUGGCCAGCUCCGCCCUGGGCCGCUCACCGGCCUUGGAGCACUGCGGUCCUGAGCACGGGCUCUAGCCAGGGCAGGACCCUGUGGCCACUCAGCAUGUCCCACCGGCACUCGGACAGCUCCUUGGAGGAGAAGCUCCUGGAAUACCGCUUCCCCCCGGAGCUGCGGCUCGAUCCCAAGGGGAACCCGGCGUGCGGGCUCCCGAUGGUCCGGGGCUCCCUGCGAGACAGGGACAAUGCCUCCUCCCCGCCUGAAACCCCCCCGUGCCCACCUCCCUCACCUGCGUCCUCCGAAGGCGAGACGCCGCGGGCCGUCGUCCUGAGCACGCAGAGCCCCGCAGCCCUCAAGCUGGGCACUCAGCAGCUGAUCCCCAGGAGCCUGGCUGUGUCGAGCAAGGCCAAGACCCCGGCCCGCCACCAGAGCUUCGGGGCGGCCAUGCUCAGCAAGGAGGCCGCCCGGCGGGACCCCCGGCUCCUCUCGGCCCCCAGCUUCUCCCUGGACGACAUGGACAUGGACACGGGCCCCGGGGGGAUGCUUAGACGAAACCUGCGGAACCAAUCCUACCGGGCGGCCAUGAAGGGCCUGGGAAUGCCGGGCAGCGAGGGGGGCCCCGUCAAGCUCAGCCCCAAGCUCCAGGCUCUGGCCGAGGAGCCCAGCCAGCCUCCUGCUCGGUGUCCAGCCAAAAAUAAGAAGACGCUGGGGCGGAAACGUGCACACAAGGGCUCCUUCAAGGACGACCCACGGUUCUACCAGGAGAUCCGGGAGCGGGGCCUAAACACCAGCCAAGAGUCAGACGACGAGCUCUCCAGCCCAGAGGGGACUCAGAAGGCGGACAUCCCCAUCGUGGUCAAGAGCUACCGGCCCCCCCAGGUCACCUGGAGCCAGCUCCCUGAGGUGGUGGAGUCGGGCAUCUUGGACCAGCUGCCGGCCGAGGAGCGCAAGAGGCAGGAGGCCAUCUUCGAGAUCCUCACAUCGGAGUUCUCCUACCAGCACAGCCUGGGCAUUCUGGUGGCCGAGUUCCUGCAGUCCAGAGCGCUGCGGGCAACCAUGACCCAGAUGGAACACCACCACCUCUUCUCCAACAUCCUGGACGUCCUGGGCGCCAGUCGGAAGUUCUUCGAGGACCUGGAGCGGCGGCACAAGGCGCAGGUAUGCGUGGAGGACAUCAGCGACAUUCUGGAGGAGCACGCCGAGAAGCACUUCCACCCCUAUAUCGCCUACUGCUCCAAUGAGGUCUACCAGCAGCGCGCCCUGCAGAAGCUGACAAGCAGCAAUGCCGCCUUCCGAGAGGUCCUGAGGGAGAUCGAGAGGCGGCCGGCGUGCGGGGGCCUGCCCAUGAUCUCCUUCCUGAUCCUGCCCAUGCAGCGGGUGACCCGGCUGCCCCUCCUGACGGACACACUCUGCCUCAAGACCCAGGGCCACCCCGAGAGGUACAAAGCCGCCAGCCGCGCACUGAAGGCCAUCAGCAAGCUGGUGAAGCAGUGCAAUGAAGGGGCGCACAAGAUGGAGCGCACGGAGCAGAUGUACAUGCUGCACACCCAGCUGGACUUCAGCAAGGUCAAGUCCCUCCCGCUCAUCUCGGCCUCCCGCUGGCUGCUGAAGCGCGGGGAGCUCUUCCUGAUGGAGGAGACCGGGCUUUUCCGAAAACUCGCCAGCCGGCCGACCUGCUACCUGUUCCUCUUCAAUGAUGUCCUGGUGGUCACCAAGAAGAAGAGUGAGGACAGCUUCGUGGUCCAGGACUAUGCCCAGGUGGACCACAUCCAGGUUCAGAAGAUGGAGCCCUCGGAGUCCCCCCUGCCCGGUGGUGGCGGCCGCAGCUCCUCCGUGCCCCACCUCUUCCAGGUCACCCUGCUGCACAACAGCGAGGGUCGCCAGGAGAAGAUCCUGCUGUCCUGCGAGUCCGCGAGUGACCGGGCCCGGUGGAUCACGGCGCUCACACACAGGGAGAGGCAGGGGCAGGGUCCCACCAACAAAGGAGACCUGCUCCAGGUGGAGAUCACCAAGGCCUACUUGGCCAAGCAGGUGGAUGAGAUCACGCUGCAGCAGGCGGAUGUGGUCCUGAUCCUGGAGCAGGAGGACGGAUGGUUCUACGGCGAGAGACUGCGGGAUGGAGAGACGGGCUGGUUCCCCGAGGACUUUGCCCGGAGCAUCACCAGCCGUGUGGCCGUGGAGGGCAAUGUGCGCAGGAUGGAGCGGCUGCGGGUGGAGACAGAUGUGUAGCCAGGACGUGCACCUCGGGAGGCCAGGCUGCUGUGGCAGCAGCUGCGGUUCCUACUCCAGCAAGCAGCUGUGUCCAGCUCCAAAGAGCGUGGUGGGCUUGUCCCAGGAGACUCAACCAUCCCUGGGUCUCCCCAAGGCCCCCUGGGCUACAGCGCUGGCUCCAGACACUUCCAAGGAGGAACAUGGUACUUGCCUCUGGGGACUGACCCCAGCAGGAGUCCUGGGAGGAGCCCAGACAGGCCGGCCCCUCCUAUAGGCCCUGCCCCGCCCCAGCUCCCGGCCGCCCCGCCCCUGCCCUCCUGUGUACCUGCAGGGCUGUCGUGCCUGGCUGACGUGAUGGAGGAGGGUGGAGAACCGUGGGAUGACGUGGGCUGUCUCCCUCCCGCGCCCCUCCUGCCUCAGCGUGGGACGACGAGGGCCUCGAGUGCCCAGGGCUGCCCCACGUUCCAAGAAGGGCAGGAAAUGGCCAUGCAGUGCCAGCGCUGAAAUUGUGACGUUAAGGUUUCUGGAGACAUUAAAGCGUUUGUUUAACACCUGGA